AUGCCGGGACAACUUCGGCCGCCUUCUCCGAGGAUAAAUCGUAGUAGUAAUAGUGGUAGUACUACGAAGGAUGCCACGAUACAGAAAGUGGAUACAUUUUCCACUACGGCCGAGAGCGAUGCCGAGACCACCAUCAGUUUAACAUCAUCUGAAGGGUCGCCACCAUCUAAUAUACGGAAUGUAUCAACAGAAGUGAAGGGGAAGCAAGUCUCCGGAACGUCGGUGUCUAGACCAGAAGGUUAUGCCCCUGUCAAGAGAGUGUCCAAGAAUGUAUUGUCGCCGGUUGGAACAUCCAACAGACAAUCCAAUGUCGUAAAACGAACAUCUCCGUCAACUUUGUCCAAGGACAAUACUGCUGCAAACAAAACACUGCCACCCAAGGUCUCCACGAAACGAACAUCUGCGGCAAGUAUGAGAAGUUCUGGUGGAUGGGAUACGUUAGCAAAAAAGUCGACUGGUUAUCGAAACAGCAGUAGUGCAAGCGUUGGUUCCAGAACAUCCAUCAACAAGAAGAACAGUGCUUUGGCCAACAAAGGGACAGUGGCGGCCAGUAGUUCCAGCGUUGGUUCCAGAGCAUCCAUCAACAAGAAGAACAGUGCUUUGGCCAACAAAGGGACAGUGGCGGCCAGUAGUUCCAGCGUUGGUUCUAGAACAUCCAUUAAUAAGAAUUUGGCAAAUAAAGGGACAGUGACGACCAACAAGGCUAACCCCAAAAAUGAACUGAUUGCCAAGCUGAACAAGCAAGUGGAAAUGUUGCAAGAGAAGCAAAAGAAGGCCGAUGCCAAUCAUCAGAAAACUACUCAACAUUUGGAAGCGAAACUGGAUGAUCUACGGAUGGCGGACUCCAUUUUGAUUGGUCAGCUGAGAAGUGAACGAAAUGACCUGAAGGAGCAACUGGACCAAGCUAAUGAUCGAUUACAGUCAAUCGGCGAAGAGCAUGGAGAUGCUAUGCAAAAGGAGCUAGCACUGAAAGGAAUUUUGGAACAACAACUUGCCGAGGCGCAUGCUCGCAUCGGCAAACUGUCAGAACAGGCCAUGGACGAUCACUUUGGUGGCUCCAAAAUUGACAUGUUGCGAGAACGCCGCCGAACCAUUGAGGCACAAAUGUCACAAGGUGGGCAACCAAAUAAUAAUGAAAGCGCGAAGGAUCAACUUUCCAACAAACCCGAGAAUCGUCAGGUGGAUGUCGAUAUGGAACGAGUGAUGAAGAAUUUGAAGGAUGAGCUAGAAGCGAGCAAGCAAGUUAUAGUGCAGCAAAAAGAGCAGUUGCGACUAGUGCUCGAGUGCCAAGAUAGCAACAACGAAAAAGAAACCACCAAUUCCUCCAGUGACGACGAAGGUGAAUGGAAGGCACGAUUCUUGGAGAUUCAAAAGCGUCAUUUGCAGCUUGAAUGCGAUCGAGCAUGGAGCGAGUUCCAACUGCGGAAUCGCAUUACGAAUGACAGCCUCAAGUUUAACCGACGGCUGAAGCAUUGGAAGGACAGGGUGCAAGACGUGGAAACCAAGUUGGACACACUUGAAACAAUUCGAUCAGCCAGAGAACAACAACAAGUCCCAGAGGUAGCUCCUUUGGAUGAUAGCAGUGGCGGUAGCAAAUCUACAGAACAGCCUCCGGAACGAGGUUGGUGGGGAUUUCGAAAGUAA
Molecule: messenger RNA, 1644 nt
Organism: Cylindrotheca closterium
Lineage: Eukaryota; Bacillariophyta; Bacillariophyceae; Bacillariales; Bacillariaceae
Source: the annotation of a GenBank genome assembly